AGCAUGCGCACUCCUCUAAACAACUUCAAUCUAUUUGGAAGGGGACCUGGUCAGAAAGUGAAUGCGAAUCCCGAUAGUCGUCAUUGUUCAACCUGCCCAAGACCCGAUCAAGCUUCGACCAUGGCAGUGUCAGCGACCGCUAUUCUGCUAGACGGUAAGGCGACGAGCGACGAGAUCCGUACGCAGCAGCUGCAACCUCAGUGUGCCGCCUUCAAGCAGCGCUACGGCCGAUCUGUGGGGCUUGCAGUGGUUGUUGUGGGCUCCCGCAAAGACUCGGCCACGUAUGUGCGCAUGAAGCAGAAGGCGUGUACCGCUGCAGGUAUCGCGUCCUGGAAGAUCGCAAUCUCCUUGGACGAUAAGCCCCAAGAGAAGGUAACCAGCGAGCUACUGGCCACCAUCAAGCAGCUCAGCAACCGCGAGGACGUAGACGGCAUCAUCGUACAGCUGCCGCUACCUUCUUUCUGCGACGAAAGCGCCAUCCUCGCCACUAUUGACCCCAAGAAAGACGUGGAUGGUUUGCAUCCCGAGAACCACGCAAAGCUCUUCCAAUAUGCGACUACAAAGGCGCAAUCAGAGCCUUCAUUCGCUCUGCCCUGCACGCCUGCUGGCUGUCUGGAGCUGCUGGACCACUACAAGAUCCCACUGGAAGGCAAGCACGUCGUGGUGCUUGGUCGCAGCCAGAUCGUGGGUCUGCCUGUAUCGUUACUGUGUCUCCAUCGCAAUGCAACGGUCACUAUGUGUCAUUCACGGACUCAAGAACUUAAGAAGCGUGUGCUUGAGGCGGACAUUGUCAUCGCAGCCAUGGGACGUCCACGCUUCGUGCAGGGAGAUUGGAUCAAAUCCGGCGCUACUGUCAUUGACGUGGGUAUCAACGCUGUAGAGGACGCAACCAAGAAGAGCGGAUAUCGUCUGGUGGGCGACGUGGACUUCGAAUCGGCUGUGAAGGUCGUGCAUGCCAUCACUCCUGUGCCUGGAGGCGUUGGCCCCAUGACUGUAGCCAUGCUACUCAAGAACACCAUUCAGUGUGCAAUUCAACGUGUGCAACAAUGAAUUAAGCACGUUACAACUCAAAACUCUUAGGAGAACCACCCAAAACCCAGCAAUUUGCUCGGCUUUGGCUGCUUCCUACUAGGUAAGGCGACACAAACUAGUUCCCUGACCUCAUACGUUUUAUCAGUUAUCCAAGAGAAAAUCCUGUUCGUCUUCUGACGAGAAUUGUCCGCUCUCUUCUACAAGCUGCACGUCUUGAUGUAGUUCCUCCCAAUACCCUCCAGGUACUGGCGCUUCCAGUUCGUCUUGAUCAGCAGGACGCGAGUGCAUUGACGCUUGUCUCUGAUGAAGUUCAUUCACGGCUUCCUCCAGUCUCUCCAGCGCUGUCUUCUCACUAGCUAGACGCUUUAAAUUCUGCUCUUCUUCUCUCGGUUCAGCUCCAAACCGCCGCUGUGCUUGGAGCAGUAGCCGCAUACAAUCAAGCUGACCAUACGCUGCAGCGAUCUGUGCUGGAGUCUCCCAGUCGUUGUUACUCAAUGUUGGAUCAGCACCGAGUGCCAGUAAGUUCUGUAUCACCGCAGCACGUCCUGAAAACGCGGCCCAAUGUAGCGGAGUGUCACCUCUUUCGUCUGCUACAUUCACGUUGGCUCCAUGUUGUACUAACCGCGCAAUAAUCGCAAGUGCAGCAGGCGAUUCCACCGCGUAAUGCACUGGAGAUCGAUGUAAAUCGUCGAAAGCAUUGACGUCUGAUACUCCUCCAGGUGUCAACAGGAACACAGUCAUG
Molecule: messenger RNA, 1774 nt
Organism: Phytophthora nicotianae INRA-310
Lineage: Eukaryota; Oomycota; Peronosporomycetes; Peronosporales; Peronosporaceae
Exons: 1
Coding region: 4-1050 (348 amino acids)
Biological process (GO): tetrahydrofolate interconversion
Cellular component (GO): cytosol
Molecular function (GO): methylenetetrahydrofolate dehydrogenase (NADP+) activity; methenyltetrahydrofolate cyclohydrolase activity
Source: RefSeq, a predicted model, not a curated record